CAAGCAUCGUCGGCGUGCCGACCGCACCUUAAGCUCUUCGAUGCCGAGCUGCGAUACCAGCCGACCAGAUGAGCGAGUCUGUGAAAGUGGCGGUGAGAUGCCGUCCCAUGUCCCAGAAAGAGCUGCAACAGAAGUGUCGGAGCGUGGUGACGGUGGACAGCGGCGCGCGAAGCUGCAGCCUGUCGGACGCGAGCGGCGGGCCCGCGAGCGGCGGCAAGGUGUACCAGUUCGACGCGGCCUUCGGGCCGCAGGCCAGCACCGAGGCCGUGUACGAGGAGGUGGGCUCGUACGUGGUGGAGGCGGUGCUGGAGGGCUACAACGGCACCGUCUUCGCCUACGGCCAGACGGGCUGCGGUAAGUCGCACACGAUGCGCGGCUUCAUCGAGCGCGCGCUCGAGCACCUGUUCGAGGCCACCUCCACGGCCAGCCAGGACACCAGGUAUCUGGCGCUGCUCACCUACCUGGAGAUCUACAACGAGAAGCUGCGCGACCUGCUGCAGUCGCACGACCACCACGACGGCCAGCUGCAGCUCAAGGAGGACCCGGUGCGGGGCACCUACGUGGCGGGCGGACUGCGCGAGGUGACGGUCAAGGACGCCCGCGAGUGCACCAGGCUGGUGGAGCUGGGCGACCGGCGGCGCGCGGCCGCCGCCACCAAGAUGAACGCCGCGAGCUCGAGGAGCCACGCCGUGCUGACGGUCUCGCUGGAGGCCAUCGCGAUCGGCGCCAACGCCGGCGGCGCGAGCGCCGUGCGCCGCGGCCGACUGCACCUGGUCGACCUCGCGGGCUCCGAGCGCCAGGGCCGCACCGGUGCCACCGGCGACCGGCUGAAGGAGGCCGCCAGCAUCAACCUCAGCCUGUCGGCCCUGGGCAACGUGAUCAGCGCGCUGGCCGCCGGCAACGGCCGACACGUGCCCUACAGGGACAGCAAGCUGACGAGGCUGCUGCGGGACAGCUUGGGCGGCAACGCGCGCACGCUCAUGAUCGCGUGCGUGAGCCCGAGCGACGCGGACGCGGAGGAGACCCUGAGCACUCUGCGCUACGCGGCGCGCGCCCGCUGCAUCAAGAACAAGCCCGUCGUCAACGAGGACCCCAAGGACGCCCUGCUGCGCCAGUACCAGCUCGAGCUGCAGCGGCUGCGCAAGCUGCUCGAGUCGAGCGAGAGCAGCCGGGACUCGAGCGGCUGCGACGGCGACGAGGUGGAGCGGCUGCGCCGCGAGUGCGAGCACUCCACUUCGGCGGCGCAGAGGCUGCAGGAGGAGGUGCGCUCGCUGAGGAGCCAGUGCCAGAGCGGCGCCGCCAACGUACUGGUGAUAGACUCGUCGCCGUCGAAAAGCAGCGAGGAGGCUCUCGAUCCCGAGCGCGCCGAGCGUCGUCAGCGAAAACGCGAGGCCGCCAAGCAGGAAGUCCUCAAGCGACUGGAGAGAUUGACGAUCGGCGGCGAGGCGCUGGGUGACGUCGAAAUUCGCCGGCGACGGGAGCGCAGGAGAAAGAGACUGCAAGCGCUGGCGGAGGCUCUGGAGAGGAGCAGUCAGGAGGGCACCGGCUGCGCCUUCGAGGUCUACGGCCAGCUCAAGUCCACCGAGGAGGCGCUCAAGAAGAUGGCCAAGAGAGCCAAGCAGCUCGAGGCCGAGGUCGCCGACAUGCAGGCGUCCUGGGACGAGGAGCGCCACGAGCUGCUGCGCCGCGAGCUGCUCACCCAGCAGAUCUGCGAGGCGAUGAUGCCGCACCUGCGUCCGGGCUGCCCGCUGCGCGACAUCGCCGCUAUCAGGGCGGCGGCGUCGUGGUGCACGGAGCUGGGCCGCUGGCGGCUGCCCGACAUCUCGUCGCGCGUGCCGCUGCCACCCGCGGCCGCGCUCAAGACCCCGCCGCCGGCCGAGCCCAAGGCCGACGUGAACAACAACAACAACGUCCCGACCGCCAGCGGUGGCAACGACGCCAGCCUGGACGAGGAGAGCGCGGGCGAGGAGCGCGAGACCAACAUCGCCGACGUGUACUUCAAGCGGAGCCGCGUCGACAAGAUCCUCCAGCGCGUGCGGGAGGUCAAGUCGUUCGACACGGCGAGUCGGCUGAGCAGGUCGGGCGGCUCGUCGGAGGAGCCGCAGCCUCUGGCGUCGAGUCAGCUGGCGCUGCAGCAGCCGGUGCAGUUGGGCUCCCUCGGCACGCUUAACGGCGCCUCGACUCCGCCCCGGCUAAUCGGCGCUUGGGUACAGUCCGACGACGUCGUGCCGACAACCAUCAACGGCGACUUCUUCAAGCGACAGCAGCAGCAGCAGCAGCAGCAGCAACAGCAGCAUCCGCGCAUCCUCGAGGCGCUGCACCCGGCCAGCCACCGGCUGCCCAACCCCAUAUCUUGAAUGGUCAACUGGUCGCCUGACUCGUCGUACAUCUCUCUUGUUUAUUUGAAAUCGUUCAAGUGCCUUUUAUACAAGCAUGUACAUAUUACAAAGAUAGUUAAUAAAAGCGACGACGAUCCGAGUGCUGGCAACUCGAUCGUGCAGGAAACGAAGGGAAACGGUGGAUCGGCGAUGGUCGUCGUUGCAGCGAUAUCGGCGCCGCUCGAUAAUGGAAGAAAAACAAAAGGGAAAAAAGAAAACGAACGCGGCGGUUGGCGGAAGCGAAAGCUGCCAGAUGCGAGCGGCAGAUAAGCGGGCGGCGAUCGAAAUCCUCGUCCAUUAUAACGCGCCGCGCGCGUACGUGCACGUUGCGAAAGAGUGCCGCCUUGGGCGCGCACGCGCUCAUUAUCCUGCGCAAUAUCCUCCGCGUAUGCGCUUGUCCGCGAAGGCCGCGCGCCAUGCAAAUGUCGCGCGCGGAGAUAAGCGCCGCAACGGCCGACGUCUGGCUAUGUCGACGACAAACCGCAGCUGUGAAUACACUAGUUAUAAGAUUUGUGAAUAAAAAGAGAAUAAAGCGACAUGAGUACAAAGUCUCGGCCUACAUACAGUCAUUCAGCGCGCUCACGCAUCCCGCCUCGGAGCAGGUUCGUCCGCUUUAGCUCGUAAAAGGGGCAGCGAGCGUGAAAGUCCGCAGCGCGCGCGCGGCAAACUCCACGAGAGAAGAUCAUGCGAUCCAGGC
Phymastichus coffea is the source of this 3075-nucleotide messenger RNA. Its product is annotated as osmotic avoidance abnormal protein 3-like. The coding region runs from base 69 to 2357 and encodes 762 amino acids. Gene Ontology annotation, molecular function: ATP binding; microtubule binding; microtubule motor activity. NCBI's taxonomy places the organism in Eukaryota, Metazoa, Arthropoda, Insecta, Hymenoptera, Eulophidae. Gene Ontology annotation, biological process: microtubule-based movement. The record is from RefSeq and is a predicted model, not a curated record. The transcript is spliced from 8 exons.